Molecule: messenger RNA, 3146 nt
Organism: Notolabrus celidotus (New Zealand spotty)
Lineage: Eukaryota; Metazoa; Chordata; Actinopteri; Labriformes; Labridae
Product: gap junction gamma-1 protein-like
Exons: 3
Coding region: 452-1813 (453 amino acids)
Biological process (GO): cell communication
Cellular component (GO): connexin complex
Source: RefSeq, a predicted model, not a curated record
UACCAUAUACCAGCCGUCUGAGUCUUCCUCUGCUCAUACAAUUAGGCUGACUCCCUCCUCAGUGUUGUUUUCAGGGUGAAAGACAUUACUUUCCCUUAAUUAGCUGGAACUUAGAUUUGUUAAAAAAAAUGACUUAAUCUUACAGCAUGGACGUCAGUAUUAUAUCUGUUUCCUUUAUUCCGUGAUGAAGGUUUUAUUCCCCUUCAGAGUGGUUCCGUUUCAUGCCGGUUGAUUUGUGAAGUGUUUACGUUAAUCCAGCUCCUUUCAAACGGCGCCAAAUGAGAGACUGAAAAGGUGAGGAUGCUGUGAUGAAUUCACACAGAAGGCACAUGGGUUUGAAAUAUCUAUUCUUUCUGGCUUGGGAAACAAGAAGGACUGGAAGGACGUAACAAAAGGAGGGGAGUAACAGGAGGUGAAGGUUACCUCUCACUGUAGUUUCCCUGCCACUACCAUGAGUUGGAGUUUCCUGACUCGUCUGCUGGAAGAAAUCCACAACCACUCUACAUUCGUGGGCAAGAUCUGGCUCACGGUUCUCAUUGUGUUCCGUAUUGUGCUGACGGCCGUGGGAGGCGAGUCCAUCUACUACGAUGAGCAGAGCAAGUUUGUCUGCAACUCAGGGCAGCCUGGCUGCGAGAACGUCUGCUAUGACGCCUUCGCUCCUCUCUCGCAUGUACGGUUCUGGGUUUUCCAAAUCAUACUGGUGGCCACGCCCUCACUCAUGUAUCUGGGCUACGCUGUCAACAAGAUCACUCGGGCAGAGGAGCAGACAGGGGGAGUGGGAGCGGGUGGGUAUUCACGUAGGAAAUCCAAGAAGCACUACCUGUCAGGCAGGAGGCAGCACAGAGGCAUUGAAGAGGCAGAGGAUGACCAAGAGGAAGACCCGAUGAUCUACGAGAUGGCAGAGGAGAGUGAUGGUGGAGGAGCAGCAAAGGAAAACAGUGGGGAGGGACAAGUGAAGGUGAAAGUACGUCAUGAUGGGCGGCAGCGUAUCAAAGCGGAUGGACUGAUGCGUAUUUACGUGCUCCAGCUCUUGGCCCGAUCCCUGCUGGAGGUGGCUUUUUUGUGUGGUCAGUACGCUCUGUAUGGUUUCGCUGUUCCUGCUUCCUACGUGUGCUCAGACCUGCCCUGCCCUCACAGCGUUGACUGCUUCGUGUCACGGCCCACUGAGAAAACCAUCUUCCUCCUCAUCAUGUACACAGUCUCCCUGCUCUGCCUGGCGCUCAACAUAUGGGAGAUGCUUCACCUGGGUGUUGGAACCAUCUGUGAGAUUGUUCGCUCUCACAGGUCAGAGCUCUCUGACGAGGAGCUGUAUGGGCUCACACGUGAACAUGGAGCUCUGAACGAGGCCGGUUUAAGCGGAGAGGAUUACAGCAGCUACCCUUUUUCUUGGAGCGCACCAUCAGCUCCACCCGGGUACAACAUUGCCAUCAAGCCUCAUCUUGUAUCUACAGGACAACCGCUACCCAUCACCGAUCUCAGCAAUGCCAAGAUGGCGUGCAGGCAGAACCAUGUGAACAUAGCCCAGGAGGAGCGCCAGCAGUACACCAAUAAUGAUGAAAACCUGUCCACGCACAGGAUGGGAGAUUCACCCAAAGGCGUUCAAAAGGACAUCCAUGAGCCUCAGAGCAGGCCGGAGGCUGACAGUCAGGCCUACAGCCAGCCACAGAGCCACAGUAAUAACCACAGCAAGCCUCACAGAGAACGCAAACACAGACCGGCCUCCAAACACACCGUGAGCAAGACGGAGGCAGACAGAGGCAGCAGCACCAGCAGCAGCAAAUAUGGCGUCAUUAAGGGUUCAGAGUGGAUCUGACAUAAACACUGUGACACUUUGAAAAGUUUUAACAAUCAAAAUCUCUCUAGUUAUUAUUUGUGUGUUCAUAUUAUAAACACAUGGGCACAUCCCCAAGUUUAUGUUCUUUUUGUUUCCAUACCGUUAAGAUAGUUGCAGUGAAUCUACCUUGUGCCAGCCAGCAGUCAGUCAAUCCAGUGAACACGUAGCACUUAAAUAAUCUGCUACAAAUACAUACACAUGGAGAAUACAAGGGUUUCUAAAUGUGUACAUAGUAAUACAAAUAUGCAAAUCUGUUUUUAAAUCAGGAUAAAUAUGAUUAUUUUGCACUCUUGUAAAUAUCAGGACUUUAAGAUAACUUGACAACAGUAUCCAAAAUAAAACCACUUUCACCCUUUAGUAUUAGCUUCAAAAGGACUGGUUGAUAGUGUUACCUUAGUACAUAUGGCAUUAAUAUUUAGGUUUAAUUAGCCUCCAGUACAUUGACUCUGCUGCUGGGGAUUUGAAAGAUAAACCAGUAAAAGUAACACAAAAGGAACAAGAAGAUGUGACCAUUUUGUUUUGCAGCAAAGUGGUAUAAAUAUUUGUUGCCACUGUGUUCUUUGUUCAGUUUCUACAGGAAGCUGUCGGUGCUGUCGUUGAUUCCUGGUGAAUAUGCAGAUGCCUCUGUGCUGUAACCUAAGAUGCCUUACUAAAACAGUCAAAGUGCUUCAUUGACCUUAAAUACAACUAAUGAAUGAGGCAUUAUUUCUCCAAAAGGUUUUUAUCACUUGACUGAAAACCGAUAUUACUGUCUACUAUUGAAAUAGCCAUACAGGGGUUGAGCUUUAAGCAAUAUUGUUGUAAAAUAUGCACAAUUUUAUCAUUAUUUACACCAGGUUUGAUUUGGAUCGAUGUUUUCCAUAGGCAAAUUUUCAGUUUAUUAGUUUACAGUGUUGCUGUGCUAUUUUGGAAAGGCAAAAUAAGCCUCAACGUUGUUUUGAAUCAAUGUCAGUGGGAGUUUUGGGAGAGUGUAAUGGACUGAGUUCUAUGUUCAAACUGUCACAUUGUUGAGCUGUUGCAAUAUUUGCCAUAUACUUUUUGUUGUUUUAGUUUAUUCUAUGAAGAUUUUCUAGGUUAGACUAGAAGGUUGUGUAUUGAACAAAUUUUCCAUUUUUUUUGCCAGUGCACCUUGCCUGUUGUGUUUUUUUUUCAGGCCUUGUAUAGCCUUCUUCUUUAUUUAGACAGAACUUUUAUUCGCAGAUUUUCAAAUUGAAAUGCCAUUGAGGCUACUCCCUCGCACUGUGCCAGUGUUUUGUGAAAGAUAUUUUUGUAAACGAUAAGUGCAUGUUUUGAAUAAAGAAAUUGUAUUAUC